Molecule: messenger RNA, 893 nt
Organism: Blepharisma stoltei
Lineage: Eukaryota; Ciliophora; Heterotrichea; Heterotrichida; Blepharismidae
Source: the annotation of a GenBank genome assembly
AUGGAUAUUCCCAAAAAGAGAAUUAGAUAUUCACGAGCAUCAAGUGCGAGGAAAAAAUUGAAAUUCUCAGAUGAUCCAGAUGAAAUUCGAAUUCUUUAUGUCGACACAUUCGACAUGUUUAACGUUGGGCAUUUAAGACAGUUAGAAAAAUGCAAGAAGCUAUUUGUCAAUGGAUCGUUGAUCGUUGGGAUCAUAGGAGAUGAAAAUGGACGCAGGAAAUGUUUGAUGAGUGAAUACGAGCGUGGAGCAUGUGUAAGCCAAUGCCAUUGGGUUACUGAUACCAUAUGUCCAUGCCCAACGAACAUUACAAUCCAUUUUCUUGCAUCCCCAGCCGAAUAAUAAAAUUAUUUUUUGCAUACAUAGGUGAUUUUAAAGGAAAUUUUUAUUUAAAAAAAAAUUAUAAUAUUUGUAUCUUAGAAGACUAUUUCAUUGACUAUCUUAUAGUCAACGAAGGAGAAGAAAAUGAUCCAAAAUACAGUGAAUUAAAAGCUGCAGAAAGAAUAUGGCCAAUGAAGCCAGUAGAAACCCUCAGCACAAAUGACUUAUUGAUCAGAUUCAUCAAAAAAAAUGACGACUUCAUUGAGAGGUGCCUAGAUAAAAAUAUUUCCAGACAUAAGCUUGGAAUUGGAAUCGCAAAAGAAUGAAUGAUCCAAAGCAAAAUUACUUGCAAAAAGGUCGGUAAUUUUUUCGGCAAAAUCAAAAAUUAUUUUUCAGAAGAACUGGAUGAAAUCAAAAGCGUGGGGGAAACAAUAGCCUCCACUAUAUUAAACAUCAAGAAGCAAACAGAAAAAAUAAUGAAAAAUUAUGUGGAAAUUUUUGAAGAAAAAACUGAAGAGUUUGAAGAAAUUGUAGAGCAAAAGUUUACAGCCAAUUCACAGGAUCAGUUGUUUUAA